AUGUUACAGAGGCAAGACCAAGGAGGCAUCAGCUCUACCCCAAAUUGUGUUCCGGAGACCCCAUUCUCGCCGCCCCUCGCGCCUAAAGUACAAACGGAAGCCCCUGUGGCGCAAAUGUCAUACAAGCAGAGCCUAAGGACUUUCUUGCAGGAGCCAAGAACAGAACCAGAACUCAUGGACGAAGAAGUAUCGGACGAUGAUGAGAUCAAUGAGGAUGACGAUCCGGCAUGCCCAAGAAUCAGAGUUACUAAAGAAGAGAAGGCGAGACUCCGGCGUCCUUGGAGACGUUCCCUGAUUAUCAAGCUUCUUGGGAAGCAGAUCGGCUACAACUUUCUCCUCCGACGGCUCCAGACCAUGUGGAAACCGGAAGGAAAUAUGGAAAUCAUCGACCUGGAUAAUGACUAUUACUUGGCAAGAUUUGAGAACAAGCUGGAUUAUGACUUUGCAACGUUCGAGGGACCAUGGAUAAUCAUGGAUCAUUACCUAGUGGUACAAGAAUGGAGACCAAACUUCAAUCCCCACUCCAACGAGAUAGAGAAACUGUUAGUCUGGGCACGUUUGCCAACUUUGCCUAUUGAAUAUUUUGAGGAUGAUUUCCUGCAAAAGAUCGGCGACAAGAUUGGACGCACCAUAAAAGUGGACGGAACAACUAGCCCGGUCUCGAGGGGAAAAUUCGCACGAGUGUGCGUCGAAAUCAACAUCACGAAACCCCUCCUGUCAAAAUACACUCUGGGGGAAAUGGUGUGGCCAAUUGAAUACGAAGGUAUCCAUCUAAUUUGCUUUAACUGCGGGAUUUAUGGGCAUAGACAAGAUCAAUGCGGCGGACGGGUAGAGACGACGACCAACGACGAGGGAAGGCAAGAGGGAGCACCUAUGGCAAUGGAGGACGAUGGUAAUACGAUGUAUAGACCGGCACUAAGGCAGUCAAAAGAAACCAGACCAUUAGUCGGGAAGGAAAGGUUUGGAAGCUAG
Molecule: messenger RNA, 972 nt
Organism: Ipomoea triloba (trilobed morning glory)
Lineage: Eukaryota; Viridiplantae; Streptophyta; Magnoliopsida; Solanales; Convolvulaceae
Exons: 1
Coding region: 1-972 (323 amino acids)
Molecular function (GO): nucleic acid binding; zinc ion binding
Source: RefSeq, a predicted model, not a curated record